AUGCGGCUGCGCUGUUUCCAUAGCAGCAGAAAGCAACAGGGAGAGUUCCGCGCGCGGCCCAGCGUGCCUUGUUUCACAACUAAAUUUCAGAGGAAGGCUUAUGGCAUUGUAUGGAAAGCAAUUGAUCGCAGGACAGGAGAAAUAGUUGCUGUUAAAAAGAUUUUUGAUGCUUUCAGGAACAGAACAGAUGCUCAGAGAACAUUUCGAGAGAUUAUGUUCCUGCAGGAAUUUGGAGAACAUCCAAAUAUCAUCAAGCUGCUGGAUGUUAUCCGAGCUCAGAAUGACAAGGACAUCUACCUCGUCUUUGAGUCCAUGGAGACAGAUUUACAUGCUGUUAUUAAGAAGGGGAAUUUGCUGAAAGAUAUCCACAAGUGUUACAUUCUCUACCAACUGCUGAAGGCAACUAAAUUCAUCCACUCAGGAAAUGUUAUUCACAGAGAUCAGAAGCCUUCAAAUAUCUUGCUGGAUGCAGACUGUUUUGUUAAACUUUGUGAUUUUGGGCUGGCCCGUUCUUUAUGUCAGAUGAAUGAGGACCAAGGCAACCCUGCUCUAACGGAAUAUGUGGCAACACGCUGGUACCGAGCCCCCGAGAUCUUACUUUCCUCACGGAGUUACACUAAAGGUGUAGACAUGUGGAGCAUUGGCUGUAUUCUGGGAGAGCUGCUACUUGGGAAACCUCUUUUUCCUGGAACAUCAACAGUGAAUCAAAUAGAGCAGAUCUUGAGGGUCAUUCCUGCCCCAUCCCCAGAAGAUAUUUUGGCUAUGCAAUCAGAUUACAGGGCCUCAGUUAUUAACCGCAUGAGUACCCGGCAGCGAGUAACAUUUGAGGAGAUUUUACCAUCCUCUACUCCAUUGCCUGCCUUGGAUCUUCUGAAGAAACUUUUAGUAUUUAACCCUGAUAAACGACUCACAGCAGAGGAGGCUCUGCAGCAUCCUUAUGUGAAAAGGUUUCACUGUCCUGCGAGGGAGCCCUCUCUGGAUUAUGAUGUGAUUCUUCCUUUAGGUGAUGAUAUCCAGCUGUCUGUGGCAGAAUACCGAAAUAAAUUAUAUGAGAUGAUCCUUGAAAAGAAAUUAAAUAGCCAUGCAAAGGAGCAAGUGUGGAGAGAAAACAUCCAACUAAGUCAGUCUGAAUCCAGGCCGCUUCUUCCAAAUUCCAGUUCUGUGACUUUACCUACCAGGAAAGGCCAGAGAGAACCAACACCGCCUCUUCUAAAAACCUUGCAUGUGCAUGCUGGAACUACAGCUAGUGUCCAGCCCGAAGUAUCCAGCCAGAGUGAAGAUUUAGCAAAAACGUUAUGUCAGAGAUCAAAGAUCAAUGUGAUAUACAAUCCCAUAACACACACUGCUGUUCAAAGUAAUGCAAAUUCUGGUGCUGUGAUCAGGAACUAUUCUGCACCACCUUCUCAACAGCCCAGAAUCUCCAACAAUAGGAAACUGGGGAGACAAAUCACAUGGACAAAUGCUCAGCUACCUCCUACAAGUGUACAGAACCUUUAUAAUAAUCCAAGAAAUACUCAGUUUCACAGCAAAGAUGUUCGUCCCCUUCUGAAGUCCAGUAAAAAGAUGUUCCCGGUUACUGCAAAUAUGGGAGCUGCUGGUGAUCCAAAAGCAUCAAUGGGCAGUUACUCCCAGGCCUAUGGAACCAUAUGUAGAUCUGCACUGCAGAGUCUUCCAAUAUCAAAGUCUUCCCAACAACAUGAGCAGUGA
Molecule: messenger RNA, 1707 nt
Organism: Nipponia nippon (crested ibis)
Lineage: Eukaryota; Metazoa; Chordata; Aves; Pelecaniformes; Threskiornithidae
Source: RefSeq, a predicted model, not a curated record